Colossoma macropomum (tambaqui) is the source of this 2558-nucleotide messenger RNA. Its product is annotated as UDP-glucuronosyltransferase 1-6-like. NCBI's taxonomy places the organism in Eukaryota, Metazoa, Chordata, Actinopteri, Characiformes, Serrasalmidae. The record is from RefSeq and is a predicted model, not a curated record. Gene Ontology annotation, molecular function: UDP-glycosyltransferase activity.
UUUCCACUGCCGGAAAAAAAUCAUCAGCCCUAACAACUUCCUGACCCUUGACUGAAGUCCGGACACUCAGUGAGAAACAGAGAGACAUAAUUUGAACAGAGAGACAUAAUUUGUGUAGUGAGCAACAAUCUUGGAAAAAUGACCUGGAAGUAUGCAGUAUUUUUGGGACUUGGGAUGUUCCUGUGGUCUGCUCUGGGGGACCAGAUUGGAGCUAGUUGGACUGAGGGAACUAGUCAAACAGAGGGGCCUAUGGAACCUUGGGGAGCUGGGGGCACUAAAGGAACUAGAACUGACGGGACUGAAGACACUGGGGGCGCUGGAAGAACUGGAGGAGCUGGACAAAUUGGCGGAGCUGAGGGAGCUGGAGAAGCUGGGGGAACUGGAGGAACUGGUUUGACUGGCAGGCUGUUGGUGGUGCCGAUGGAUGGUAGUCACUGGACUGGGCUGAAGGCCGUGGCAGAGGACCUGGGCCGCAGGGGCCACACGGUGGUGGUAGUGAUGCCAGAGAUCAGUAUUCGUUUGGACUCUGGUAAACACUACAUUACCAAAACGUUCCCUGUACCGUAUGGACGAAAAGCACUUGAGGAGCUGCAGACCCGUAAUGUUGAGGUCAUGCAGAGCACACCACUGCCCCUACUGGAGAGAAUCAGCACUCGAAUCAGCAACCUAAAAAAGUUUGUAGCCUACCAGCGGGACACCAGUGAGGCACUGCUGUUCAACCAGGACCUGAUGGACUUUCUGAGGGAGCAGAAAUUCGAUGCUGUGCUAACCAGUCCAGCCGUGCCAACUGGAGCCAUUCUGGCCUACAAUCUGUCUCUGCCUGCAGUCUACAUGCUCCGGGGUUUACCCUGCGGAAUGGACGCCACAGCCACGGCCUGCCCUGACCCUCCCUCCUACGUCCCGCGCUUCUUCACCAAGAACUCUGACCACAUGUGCUGGAGCGAGCGGGUGCUGAACGUGUUGGUGAACAUGGUGGAGCCAGUGCUGUGUAAGGUGUUGUACUGGUUAUUUGAGGAUCUGGCGUCACGCCUGAUGCACAGGUCCGUCAGCUUGGUGGAGAUCCUGAAUUCCGGAGCGCUGUGGCUGCUGAGGUACGACUUCACUUUGGAGUUCCCCAAACCGCUCAUGCCCAACAUGGUGCUGAUUGGUGGACUGAACUGUGCCAUCAUGAGACCCCUCAGCCCGGAGGUGGAGGAGUUUGUGGAAGGGUCUGGAGAACACGGCCUCGUGGUGUUUACGCUCGGCUCACUGGUGCCUUCGAUGCCGACAGAAAAAGCCUCCAUCUUCUUCCAGGCCUUCAGCCGGAUCCCUCAGAGAGUUUUGUGGAGAUACACAGGGAGAGUUCCUGAUCAGGUUCCUGAUAACGUGAAGCUGAUGGAGUGGCUUCCUCAGAACGACCUCCUGGGUCACCCCAAAACCCGAGCCUUCAUCACCCAUGGUGGAACUCAUGGCAUCUACGAGGGCAUCUGCCACGGCGUUCCCAUGGUGAUGGUGCCACUCUUCGGUGACCAGGGGGACAACGCCCACCGGGUGGCGAGUCGAGGAGUGGGCGUGGUCCUAGACAUACGUGAGAUCACGGCAGAGAUGCUGAUCGACGCCCUCAACACCGUCAUCAACGACACCAGGUAUAAGGAGAAGAUGACAAAGCUCUCUGCUGUCCAUAAAGACCGGCCCAUAGAGCCUCUGGACCUGGCAGUCUAUUGGACAGAGUUUGUAAUGAGACACAAAGGGGCGGAGCAUCUGCGGCCUGCGGCUCAUGACCUUAACUGGUUCCAGUAUCACAGCCUGGAUGUUAUAGGCUUCCUGCUGGUUGUCGUGGUGAUUGUAGUCGUAGCGCUGAUGAAAUGCUGCUUGUUGUGUUUCCGAAGAUGCAGCAGGAAAUCAGAGAAGAGGAAGAACGACUGACCGAACACCUCAAUAAAUCCUAUCCCCCCAACCCUAAACCCCUAAUCACUCACCCCUAUCCCCUCAACCCUAUCCCCAUCCCCUACCCCUAACCCUUAAACCCUAUCCCCUCAACCCUAACCCCUACUCCUAACCCCCUAACCACUCAGUUUUGAGUACACUUACUGUCUGCUGAAUAAGACGAUGAAUAACGUGAUGUUUUAUAAGAUUAAUGUUUAAUUCAUUCAAAAAAUACUGAGUGUCUUACUUUUGUGAUUAUUCAAUGUAAACUGUGUGAAUAUUAUUAAUUUGACAGAGACUUACGGGUAAAUGCAGCUAUGAGAAAUCAUGUUACAGUCUGAGUCGGUUUUAAUUACCUCAUUGUUCCUGUUUUUCCAUCAGUUCUGCUCAUGAAUAACAUUUCUGACGUUAUUGUGUUGCUGAAGUUUAGGGCUGCAAAUAUUUCCAUGUGUUUUUUAUUUUAACCUUGAAGAAACGAAGGAUAAAUGACACGGUCACAAUCACACUGAAAUCAGUAAAGCUAAUGCUAAAGCUAACAACUCACUGAACUACUUUCCACACGUCCUCAACCUGAACUGCUUUACAGGCGCAUCAGAGAAAAAGCUCCAUCUAAAGCUGUUUAACCUGCACUGUUUACAUUAAUAAACAUGAAA